Fonsecaea erecta is the source of this 699-nucleotide messenger RNA. RefSeq lists its product as hypothetical. The transcript has a single exon. The coding region runs from base 1 to 699 and encodes 232 amino acids. Gene Ontology annotation, cellular component: transcription factor TFIIE complex. Lineage: Eukaryota; Fungi; Ascomycota; Eurotiomycetes; Chaetothyriales; Herpotrichiellaceae. The record is from RefSeq and is a predicted model, not a curated record. Gene Ontology annotation, biological process: transcription initiation at RNA polymerase II promoter.
AUGACAUCUUUCUACGCGCCGCCGGUGACAGAUCCGGCAGGGACAGACGUCCGCACUAAUGCCGUCUACGCUGUGGGACGGCUUCGCGAGAAGUUUCCCGAACGCAUCUCUGCCUCCGAUCUGAUCACCUUCGUUCUCCCCGUCCAGAGACGCGACGACACGACGAUCCAGCAUUUCCUGGCCGUGCUCAACGCCAACUCCAAAGUCACGUAUGACCAGGAGACAGACAGCUUCCUAUUCAAACCGGAGCACAACAUCACCGAUGCUGACUCCCUGCUCAAGUUCCUGCAGCAGCAAGAGACGGCCAUGGGGAUUCAGGUGUCGAAAUUAAAGGACGGCUGGGCCGACGUCGAAGACGCCGUCGACAAACUCGAGGCCGAGCACCGCUUGCUGGUGACGCGCAACAAGAAGGACGCUCACCCGCGCAUGGUCUGGCUCGACGACCCCACGCUCCAUGCGCCGCUCGACCAAGAAUUCAAGGACCUCUGGAACCAGAUCCCGUUGCCGAGCGUCGAGGACACAAUCAAAGAGCUUCGUAAGAUGAACCACAAGUCUACGGGUGAACCGGCGCGGACGGAUCUGGCUGUGAAACCUAAGAAGGAGAAGCGGAAAGUCCGCAGAGGACAGAAGAUCACGAACGUGCACAUGCAGGGUCUGUUUAGGGAUUACUCGGAAAAGAAGCCGGAGGUCAAGAAGUAA